Messenger RNA from Fusarium mangiferae, 771 nucleotides. RefSeq names its product putative ribosomal protein 10, cytosolic. Gene Ontology annotation, molecular function: structural constituent of ribosome. Lineage: Eukaryota; Fungi; Ascomycota; Sordariomycetes; Hypocreales; Nectriaceae. The coding region runs from base 1 to 771 and encodes 256 amino acids. Gene Ontology annotation, biological process: translation. The record is from RefSeq and is a predicted model, not a curated record. Gene Ontology annotation, cellular component: cytosol; ribosome. The transcript is spliced from 5 exons.
AUGGCGGUUGGAAAGAACAAGAGACUCUCCAAGGGCAAGAAGGGCCUCAAGAAGAAGACGGUCGACCCCUUCUCCCGAAAGGACUGGUACUCAAUCAAGGCCCCUAACCCCUUCAACGUUCGAGAUGUCGGCAAGACCCUCGUGAACCGAACCACCGGUCUCAAGAACGCCAACGACGCUCUCAAGGGCCGUAUCCUCGAGGUCUCUCUCGCCGAUCUCCAGAAGGAUGAGGACCACUCUUUCCGCAAGGUCCGCCUCCGUGUCGACGAGGUUCAGGGCAAGAACUGCUUGACUGCUUUCCACGGCCUCGACUUCACCUCCGACAAGCUCCGAUCCCUGGUGCGAAAGUGGCAGACCCUCAUUGAGGCCAACGUCACUGUCAAGACUACCGACGACUACCUCAUCCGCCUCUUCGCCAUCGCUUUCACCAAGCGACGACCCAACCAGGUCAAGAAGACCACCUACGCUGCCUCUUCUCAGAUUCGGGCUAUCCGACGCAAGAUGACCGACAUCAUCCAGCGUGAGGCCUCAAGCUGCACCCUCACCCAGCUUACCUCCAAGCUCAUUCCCGAGGUCAUUGGCCGCGAGAUUGAGAAGUCCACCCAGGGCAUCUACCCUCUCCAGAACGUCCACAUCCGAAAGGUUAAGCUGCUCAAGGCCCCCAAGUUCGACCUUGGUGCCUUGAUGGCUCUGCACGGCGAGUCUGGCACUGAUGACCAGGGCCAGAAGGUUGAGCGGGAGUUCAAGGAGCGUGUCCUGGAGGAGGUUUAA